This is a messenger RNA of Cornus florida, 1572 nucleotides long. Its product is annotated as protein FAR1-RELATED SEQUENCE 5-like. The coding region runs from base 1 to 1572 and encodes 523 amino acids. The record is from RefSeq and is a predicted model, not a curated record. The transcript has 7 exons. NCBI's taxonomy places the organism in Eukaryota, Viridiplantae, Streptophyta, Magnoliopsida, Cornales, Cornaceae. Gene Ontology annotation, biological process: regulation of DNA-templated transcription.
AUGACAUCUCCUGAAACUAUAUGUAUCUCCCAUGACACACCAAUCGUCAUCCUUGUCAGUGUCCUAAUAUUGCGUUUAGAGCUGGAACCAGAAGUGAUUAAAUGGAAACCAAGGUAUAAAAUAGAGUUUGAUAGUGAGGAAGAGGCAUAUGAUUUUUACAAUGCAUAUGGUGCUCGAAUUAAUUUUAGCAUCCGGAAGGAGUAUGGCAAUAAAGUUAAUGGAAGAAUUACAUCAGGGGCAUUAGUUUGUAGCAAGGAAGGUGUGAAGGGGACUGACAAACGGGAUAUAUUUAGAAAGACUCCCCGGGCUAAAACACGAACCAAUUGCGGUGCACGAAUGGUUCUUAGGUAUGACAAGACAAAGGCAAAGCAAUCUGGUGGCAAAGAAUCCAUUGGGUACUUGAAAGUGGAUCUUAAAAAUUAUCUAAGGACACGAAGACAAAAGGAGCUUCUUUAUGGAGAGGCGGCAUGGCUUAUGGAUUAUUUUGAGACGCGUAGUUGUGAAGAUCCUUCGUUCUUAUAUUCCUUGCAACUGGAUACUGAGCAAAUGAUUACGAAUAUAUUCUGGUCAGAUUGUAGAAUGAUAAUUGAUUAUGGCCAGUUUGGAGAUGUUAUCAGUUUCGACACAAUGUAUAAAGUGGUACACGGUAAUAGACCAUUUGCAAUUUUCUUAGGUAUGAAUCAUCACCGGGAGACUACUGUGUUUGGAGUAGCCUUAAUGUAUGAUGAGACAGUGGAUUCAUUUGUUUGGUUAUUUGAAACGUUCUUGAAAGUGAUGGGCGAAAAAACACUAAAGACGAUUAUUACGGAUCAAGACGCUGCAAUGGCGAAGAUAUUAAAGCAGGUCACGCCGGUGACGAAACAUCAUUUAUGUGUUUGGCACUUAAUGAAUAAUACGCAGAAGAACCUACUGUUUCUAUUUAAAUGCGUUGAAGGAAUAAAGAAGGUCAUCUCAAAAUUAAUGUUCCAAAUUGAGGAAGAGGAUGAUUUUAUCAGGGAAUGGGAUUUAUUGAUUGCAGAGUAUGGUGUUGCUGGAAUGAGUAGCACGCAAUUAAGUGAAAGCUUCAAUGGUCAAUUAAAGUAUUACCUUUCCAGACAACUUAUUAUACCAGAAUUCUUCACACUCUUUGGCAGAUUGUUGUCGGACAAGCGGUACAAGGAGUAUGAAGCCGAGUAUGGCUUGGUGGAGAGGCAAUUGGAACUAAAAACAAAGUGCCACAUAUUACGUCAAGCAGGGAAGGUGUACACCAAGGCAAUAUUUCAGCUUUUCCAGGAAAGGUUUUUAGCUGCUCUUGUGAGUCAGGCUGUUAUUAGUUGUAGUGACUUGGAUAACAAUGGACACUAUGUUUGUAAAGUUGCUGGUGAGGACGAGGUGCAACGUCGUGCUGAUAUUGGCGAUUCAGCCAUGUUGUCAUCUCAACUGUUCAGUGCGCCCUCUUCAUACGAUGAAUCAAGUACUCAUCGUUUGGGAGGUGAUGAGACACAUGGGCAAGUAAAUGUGACGCCAACAUCUGGAAUGGCAAUGACGUCGGGGAUGAAUCAUCCAAUUCAACAUCGACUCUUUCAAUAUUGA